This is a messenger RNA of Megalops cyprinoides (Indo-Pacific tarpon), 1086 nucleotides long. RefSeq names its product E3 ubiquitin-protein ligase RNF166. Lineage: Eukaryota; Metazoa; Chordata; Actinopteri; Elopiformes; Megalopidae. The coding region runs from base 189 to 929 and encodes 246 amino acids. Gene Ontology annotation, molecular function: ubiquitin protein ligase activity. The record is from RefSeq and is a predicted model, not a curated record. The transcript has 6 exons. Gene Ontology annotation, biological process: ubiquitin-dependent protein catabolic process; protein polyubiquitination.
CGUGUCUUCUUCAACGGAAACCAUUUUCGUCGCAAGGUUGAUGUCGUGUCUAGCGUUAACCCUGCUCUACAUAAUUUUGUACACGGCACUACAGUGCAUCAGUCAGCUAGCAAAGAGCUUAUUCGGAUCUGUGGUACGCUGACAAUUACACUGGUAAUCGAGGGUAAAGUGGCAGCUGAAAUCCGUUCAUGAUGGCGAUGUUCCGCAGUUUUGUGUCGGCUACCCAGCUCAAGCAGCAUCACCAUCAACAUCAACUGCAGAGCGGGGCAGCCGCGGCCGCCCCCGGUGAGAGCAUCGAGAGCCAGUUCUCUUGCCCCAUUUGCUUGGAGGUCUACCACAAACCUGUCAGCAUCGCAAGCUGCACACACACGUUUUGUGGGGAGUGUCUGCAGCCAUGCCUGCAGGUGACAUCACCUCUCUGCCCACUCUGUCGUAUGCCUUUCGACCCAAAGAAGGUGGACAGGUCCUCUAAUGUCGAGAAACAGCUGUCAUCCUAUAAGGCUCCCUGCCGGGGCUGCAGUAAGAAGGUGACUCUGGUGAAAAUGAGGUCACAUAUUUCAUCAUGCACCAAGGUUCAAGAACAGAUGGCUAACUGUCCCAAAUUUGUACCAGUUGUACCUACUUCACAGCCAAUCCCCAGCAAUAUUCCAAACCGCUCCACCUUUGUGUGUCCAUACUGUGGGGCCAGAAACCUGGACCAGCAGGAAUUGGUCAAACAUUGCAUGGAGAAUCACCGCAAUGAUCCCAACAAAGUGGUGUGUCCGGUAUGUUCAGCCAUGCCUUGGGGUGACCCCAGCUAUAAGAGCUCCAACUUCCUGCAGCAUCUCCUACACCGGCACAAGUUCUCCUAUGACACUUUUGUGGACUACAGCAUUGAUGAGGAAGCAGCGCUGCAAGCAGCCUUGGCCCUCUCGCUGUCUGAGAACUGAGGACCCCUUUCUCGGUUACAUCAUCACCCUGUCCCUCUCAGAUCCUCAGUGUUACAGCCAAUGAGGAUCCCUUCUCCUCUUCUCCCUUUCUACCUUAGUCCUGUUUCAGUCAGAGAUCCAAGGACGCAGUCUGUCCUGGACUCUGACUCAUGUCUAC